AUGGCUUGCUACUGCGGUGGCAACCAGGUUCACGGCCGGCAACCUAGCGGUGGCUGCUAUUGCGUCUGCGCUUGCGCUUCUUCCGGCUUCCCUGCUGGUUCCCAUCCGCCCAUCCCGAAUCUGGCCCCGAAUGUGGCCAAUGAUCCGCUGCUUCUGGCCCUCGUAGCUCGACUCCUUCAUCCCCCACCGGCGGCGGCAGCACCGUCGCCGCCUAGCUACCAGUUCUGCCAUGAAGAAUACCAGGGUUUCCAGUUCCCAUCUCAGCAGCGGGGGCAACAGAGGCGUGACCAUCAGCAUCAGUACCAGCAACAUCAACACGAGCGACAGCAGCAGCCGCAGCCACAAGCUCAGAGCCUCAUCCGGUCGCUGCUUCGACGGAUCGCCGCCCUCGAGUCCGCAAUUCCCGGCGUGUCCUCUUCGCCUCCUACCGCUGAGAUGCAGGCGGCUUCUCCUCGCGGGCGUCCUGCGCCACGUCGUGCCUUGUUGCGCGAUCUGGCGGCGCGCACCAUCCAGGCUGCUUUCCGGCGGUACCUUGUCCGACGGUCGCGGAUCCUCCGUGACCUGAAGCACUUGGCCUCCAUCAGAUCCCAUCUCGCGGCCCUUCGAUCGUCUCUCUCGGACGAGACGCGCAUCAGCCCGAAGGCUCUGUACCAGAGAGUGGUGGAUCUGCUCCUCCAGCUCGACUCCAUCUGGGUAAAUCCUGAUCCAGAAUUUCGAGAGGAGUCGGGAGGGUCCCAUUUUCAUUCGUCGGAUGUUUAUCGUGUUGUACUCUUCUGGAUUUUUCUCUCAGAGCGCGGAUGUGAUGAUCCGAGAGGGAAAGAAGCCGAUCAGUCGCGAACUGGUGGUGCUGCUAGAGUUUGCGGAAUCGUUAAUGGUGCAAAAGCGUGAGGUAGGCGUGGAGGCAAUGGAAAUCUCCCGUCGGCGCAUCGAUCAGGGAACAUUCUCCGGAAAAGGGAGGGCGGGUUUCGAAGAUCUCCCGGAUCUUUUCGAGGUCCCGGUCGAGGAAGCUGAGGAAUCAGACGAGGGGAGCCCGAAUAUCGGUGCCUCCACCACCAACACGGCGAAGAGGACCACCUUUGAGGAGAGCGUGAAGGGGUCCAGGGUUUCCACCAUUGCCGGGGAGUCGAUCAUCGAGGAAGAGAGAAGCCGAUUAAGCGCUGGCGGCCGUGCGCCAAGAGGAGCGGGCGUGGUGUCACAGGAGGAUGUAAUCAGGUGGAACUCCUACAGAUUCGUCCCGGAGGAAGCCGCCGGAAGAGAUGAUGGCAUCAGCAAUUUCUUUCCUCUCUCCGACGACUUCGUGGAUGUACCACGGCUAAGCGGCGACGGCGGAGGAGGAGUAUCCCGGCGCAUCAACACCGGCGACGAGGGCCUCCGAGGCAACCAGAACGGAAGGAUAAUCUUCCCCGGGAGGAGCGGGUCUCCGGCGGAUCAAGACGGUCCCAGCUCGUCAGGUUUGUCUGCCCCAUUGCCUCUGCAGAUGGAGCCGCGGAAAGGCAAUACGAAGAAGAUGACCGUGGCGGUAAUCUGA
This is a messenger RNA of Spirodela intermedia, 1528 nucleotides long. NCBI's taxonomy places the organism in Eukaryota, Viridiplantae, Streptophyta, Magnoliopsida, Alismatales, Araceae. The record is from the annotation of a GenBank genome assembly.